This is a messenger RNA of Tarenaya hassleriana, 1646 nucleotides long. RefSeq names its product UDP-glycosyltransferase 86A2. The coding region runs from base 66 to 1523 and encodes 485 amino acids. Gene Ontology annotation, molecular function: UDP-glycosyltransferase activity. The record is from RefSeq and is a predicted model, not a curated record. The transcript has 2 exons. Lineage: Eukaryota; Viridiplantae; Streptophyta; Magnoliopsida; Brassicales; Cleomaceae.
AACACCUUUAAGAAGUUCUCCCCCCUCUCGCCUUCUUCCUCCUCAAGCUCCACAAGCCCAUUUCAAUGGCGGAAGCCAAUAUUCCCAAGAAAAAUCUCCACGCGCUCUUGAUCCCAUACCCGUUCCAAGGCCACGUCAACCCUUGCGUGCACCUGGCGAUCAAGCUCGCGUCGCAGGGGAUCACAGUCACCUUCGUCAACACCGAUUAUAUCCACCACCAGAUCACCUCCAACCCCAUCAAUGGCUCCUCCUCCGGCGACAUCUUCGCCGGGUUCCGGUCGGAAUCUGGGCUCGACAUUCGGUACGCGACUGUCUCCGACGGUCUACCGAUCGGUUUCGACCGGUCCCUGAACCACGACCAGUACCAGGCAUCGCUGCUGCACGUGUUCUCUGCCCACGUGGAGGAGCUCGUGGCGAGGCUCGCCGGAGACGGCGACGGCGGAGUGAAUGUUCUGAUCGCCGACACGUUCUUUGUCUGGCCGUCGGCGAUAGCGAGGAAGUUCGGUCUGGUCUAUGUGUCGUUUUGGACAGAAGCUGCUUUGGUCUUCUCUCUGUAUUACCACAUGGAUCUUCUUCGUCUUCAUGGCCAUUUUUGUUCCCAAGGUCGUCGCAAGGAUCUUAUCGACUACAUCCCCGGGGUCAAAGCCAUCGAGCCGAAAGAUACGGCGUCGUAUCUUCAAGAUACCGAUACCUCAUCCGUCGUUCACCAAAUCAUUUUCAAAGCUUUCGAAGACGUGAAGAAAGCCGAUUUCGUGCUGUGUAACACCAUCUACGAAUUCGAAGAUCGAACAAUCCAAGCCCUAAAUUCGAAAAUCCCGUUCUAUGCGAUCGGGCCGAUCAUUCCAUUCGGGAUCAAGAACAAGACGGUCACCACUAGUUUAUGGUCAGAAGCGGAUUGCACGCAAUGGCUUAACACCAAACCUAAAGGUUCAGUACUAUACGUAUCAUUUGGUAGCUAUGCACAUGUGACAAAACAUGAUUUGGUAGAAAUAGCAAAAGGGCUAUUGCUAAGUAGGGUUAACUUCGUUUGGGUGGUACGGCCCGAUAUAGUGAGUUCGGAGGAGAAUAACCCGCUACCCGACGGGUUUGAGACCGAGGCCGAGAAUUUCGGGAUAGUGAUACCUUGGUGUUGCCAAAUGACAGUAUUGUCACACCCGAGCAUUGGAGGGUUCUUGACACAUUGUGGAUGGAAUUCGAUACUCGAAAGCAUAUGGUGCGAGGUUCCGCUCAUAUGUUUUCCGCUAUUGACGGAUCAAGUCACGAAUCGGAAACUAGUUGUGGAUGAUUGGAAGAUUGGGAUGAACUUAUGUGAGGAUAGGAGCUUGGUUGCCAAGGAGGAGGUUGCAACGAAUAUCAGCCGUUUGAUGUGUGGAAAAUCUAGGGAGGAAGUCAAGGGGGCGAUCGGACGGGUGAAAAUGAGUUUGGAGAAUGCACUGUCACCCACUGGAUCGUCUGAUCAGAAUCUCGGUCUUUUCAUUGAUGGGCUUAUGGAUAAGGCCCAUAAAUCGAACGGACAUGUUUGACUCGAAAUUCCGAAAACAAAAAAAAAAAAGUAGUGAGAAUAUUUUGUAUCAAUUUCUUAUUUUUGAAAAAAAAAAAUGUUAUUUGCGAGGUACGACUUUAAUUCACUUUUUGAUCUUCAUCAA